UUCAGUAGCACAGGGCCCUCUUCUUCGUCGUUUCAGACUCACGAACAACCAGCACCAAUCGAGUAGCGACCUCGAUGGCGGAGUUCCAGGCGAAGAACGAUGACCAAUCUCCGGCGAUGGGUUCCAGACGGUGGCGAUCUUCCAGGCAACGGGCGGCCCCAGUGACGGAUUCCGGCGACACUCUUCCAGGUGGACGAGUUCGGUUCCAGCAACGAGCGGUCCUCGGCACGAACCCUCAGACGGCGGUGGAUGGCGUCAGAUGGCGAUGGCGGGCGGCAGAUUUCAAUCUCCGACGAAUCAGCUUCCAAGGUCAGCGAAUCUAUCUCCAGAGACUUCCGGCGAGCAGGUCAGGCGAAGCUUCAGGGACCUUCGGCGGCUUGAGCUUGAGCUUCUGACAAGCUCGAGCAGAGGCCAGGAGAAAGUCAGUAAGCUCGUGCGAACGACCAG
Molecule: messenger RNA, 447 nt
Organism: Cuscuta epithymum
Lineage: Eukaryota; Viridiplantae; Streptophyta; Magnoliopsida; Solanales; Convolvulaceae
Source: the annotation of a GenBank genome assembly